This is a messenger RNA of Galdieria sulphuraria, 1606 nucleotides long. RefSeq lists its product as hypothetical. Bases 30 to 1010 code for a protein of 326 amino acids. The record is from RefSeq and is a predicted model, not a curated record. Lineage: Eukaryota; Rhodophyta; Bangiophyceae; Galdieriales; Galdieriaceae. The transcript has 3 exons.
UUGCUACCCUCAAUGAUUUCCCAUUCCUCAUGUCUUGGUUGGACCAACGUGGAGAUAGUUGUCUUUUGAAAGAUAUUAUUGCUUUCAUUCAAAAUAAUGAACAAAAAUGGAAAGUAACGAAGAAUACCAAACUUUCCGUGGAAUGUCCCGAGGGAAAUAUAACUAUGGACUAUGCGCAGCAGUUUAGCUGGAGAGACACAUUCUCCUUAGCACCCCAGGAACAUCUUUUCAAGUUAACCUGCUUAAGUGAUGUAUUAUUUUUGGUUUUACCGGGUCUGUCCAUCAUUGUUACCGGCAACCAGAUAUACUGUAGACAAAGUGGUGUGAAAGAGGCCGAGGCAGUGGAGUCUUGGUUAACCUUCUUAGAAACAUGCUCUUCAGUCAAAUCAAUGGGAGUUGCUCUGGAAGGAGAGCAAGCAGCUGUUGAAGAAUUAUUUCCCAUUUUGAUACAGUUUGUUGGAGACUUUCUUCGUUUUCUUUGGAAUAGGUGGAAAAGUGUGGACUACAGCUGCCCUUCUAAGAAAGACUUGCAAUCUAGUGUUUGGAGAGAGUUGGCUCAAAACUGGAUCAGUUCUUUUCAUCAGUUACUUACAGAAAUGAAGUUAUUUGUUUCUAUGGUCAGCUCUGGAUCAGCAUAUGAUGGAACUAUUACACGUAUGUUACCUUCACCAGUUGUUUUCAUUGAUGAAAUGUCGGAGCUGCUGAACGAAAUGUAUCAGUGGCAAAAAACUGUUGACCGAGUCGAUAAUCUGAUUCCUCUUUAUUUUCACCAGCAAGAAACUCUUCUCUUGAAACUGGAUUUGCCCAUUGUUACAGGUAGCGCAUUUUUUGGAUUUGUUCUUUUGGUUAUGAGUUUCACUUGCAUGAAUAUUACCAUUCCUCCUUAUAAUAGUCCGAAUAUUAUCCAAAUUUGGGCAGUUUUCAUAAGCAUUUUAGUCUUGUUAUUGUUCUUUUCUUUUUCUUCGAUGUUUUACUGGUUACGCAAGAAUGCACCUCUUACGGACCUGUAAAUAUAUUCUUUGCUUAAUCAUUUGCCUCGUCUAUUUUAUUUUUUGGCUUUUUUCUAUUGUAUAUAUUUUACUGUUUUUUUGUCGACUAGCAUAACUUUGCAUUUCGAAAAGAGAUUGUUGUCUUUGAGCUGUAGUAAUAGAGCAGCGUCUAUGGGAAGAAAUGUUUAGUGAUACAACGACGUUUUGAUGCUCUGCAAAAAUACCAAUCACUAUAAUGGUUUAUUCAUUCUAAUUGGAUAGUCCCAUUUUAUAGGUAAACGUGAGAAAUCACAAGUUGAACUUAGAAACGAGUCUCACAUUUGUUUUGUGCUUUGCAUCGCUCACUUUGAAGUUAGAGUCGGUACUUUUCUCAUGUUUCUGCUGCAUACUUUUUUGUGAAAUUACACUUUGACUCCAUCACCUUUUACAAAUAUAUGUACGUUUCUAUCCAACUAGAGAAAAGAUAAGGAACAACUCUUCAACCAUACAAGGAGAAACUCGAACUUUUUAAAUAUCUAUUCUUAGCAUCCACCUGGGUGAUUUUACUACUGAAAGAAACAUAUAAUGGAAAUUUCUAGCUAUUUCCAAACAAACAAAUGUCGAACGGAAAUGCUCAG